Molecule: messenger RNA, 816 nt
Organism: Adineta steineri
Lineage: Eukaryota; Metazoa; Rotifera; Eurotatoria; Adinetida; Adinetidae
Source: the annotation of a GenBank genome assembly
AUGGUAGAUAUAUUUCUUAUAACUACUCUUGUUGAAGUUACUUUAUCGAUUGUCAUUUUACUUUUUGCAUUAUUAUAUUCAAUACCACUUUUACUUGUUCGUCGUUUUCGUCAUCAUAACAACAUAUUUAUAAUUAAUAUAUGUUUGGCUACACUUGCUUCUGGUAUAUUUUUUCUUAUUUAUUUUGCAAUGUAUUAUUUUGAUGUUGACCGUUUAUUUGCUCCAAAUAUGUGCAUCGUCUUGUACUAUGGGUACAAUAUAGCGGGAGUAGGAAUACCCUAUGCUUUUGUUAAUUUUACUAUUUAUCGAUUUUGUUCAAUAAUGUAUCCUGCAAAAGGUUUAUUCAAAACAAAAAAAUGGAUAGUAAUAUCUAUUGCAAUUCAAUGGAUAAGUGAAUUUGUUAUUUCAAUGCCAUUCAUUUUUCGACAAGAACCAUAUUGUUCUUAUGAAAUAUGGAUGCAAAUUUAUACAUGUUUGACAGCUGUAUUUGUGCCUUUAUUCAUCAAUAUGGUAUUAUAUGUAUUAAUAUUCCUUCAUGCUCGAUCUUCUUCACGUCGUGUUCAUGCACAAACACUGAGUAUGACAACAAGCAAUAGUGUCAAUAUUCAGCAAGGAUCAAUUAAUCGUCGAGAUAUCUCUUUAUUACGACAAAUGUUUUUUAUAUUUUCUAUGUUCAUUGGAGGAUGGGCACCUGCUUAUUUAUCAUUACUUAUUAGCAAUUAUAUCUACGUUGAUCCAAUUAUUCCUGGGGACGAUGCAAGUAUCACGUUAUCAAGUUUAACGGGAGAGGAGGAGUCAGUCAAUAAUGACAAUUGA